Messenger RNA from Dictyostelium purpureum, 535 nucleotides. RefSeq lists its product as uncharacterized. The coding region runs from base 25 to 429 and encodes 134 amino acids. The record is from RefSeq and is a predicted model, not a curated record. Gene Ontology annotation, biological process: endoplasmic reticulum to Golgi vesicle-mediated transport. Gene Ontology annotation, cellular component: cytoplasm; TRAPP complex; nucleus. The transcript has 5 exons. Lineage: Eukaryota; Evosea; Eumycetozoa; Dictyosteliales; Dictyosteliaceae.
AUUAAUAUAAACAAAUAUAGAAAGAUGUCUAUUUAUACAUUUCUAAUUAUUGGGAAAAACGAUAAUCCAUUAUAUGAAAUCGAAUUUCCAGUAAAUACACAAAAGAAAGAGACUUAUGCCCAUCAAUAUAUAGCACAUGGUUCAUUAGAUAUAGUAGAAGAAUAUGUUUGGAAAACAAAUAAUAUGUAUUUAAAAAUAAUAGAUAAGUUUAAUAAAAACCAUAUAUCGUCAUUUGUUACUGCUGGUCAUAUUAAAUUUAUGCUCCUUCAUGAAAAGAAGGAUGAAGAUGCCAUUAAAAACUUUUUUGUGGAUGUUCAUGAUCUUUAUUUAAAAAUUUUAUUAAAUCCAUUUUAUGAAUAUAAUAAGCCAAUCACUUCAACAGCUUUUGAUGCAAGAGUCAGAAAAAUAGGAACAAAGUAUUUCUCAUAAACUAAUAAUAAAUAAUAUCUACAAAUAAUAAUAAUAACAACAUUUUGUAAAAUAAAAUUAAAUAAAACUAAAAUAAAUCAAAUCAGCAUAAAAUGGUUUUUUUUGU